This is a messenger RNA of Orycteropus afer afer, 1653 nucleotides long. It is a transcript of the gene NECTIN3, whose product is annotated as nectin cell adhesion molecule 3. The coding region runs from base 1 to 1653 and encodes 550 amino acids. The record is from RefSeq and is a predicted model, not a curated record. Gene Ontology annotation, cellular component: adherens junction; apical junction complex. Lineage: Eukaryota; Metazoa; Chordata; Mammalia; Tubulidentata; Orycteropodidae. Gene Ontology annotation, biological process: symbiont entry into host cell; heterophilic cell-cell adhesion; homophilic cell-cell adhesion. The transcript is spliced from 6 exons.
AUGGCGCGGACCCCAGGGUCGGCUCCGCUGUAUCCCGGAGGCGGCAAAGCACAACUUUCUUCCGCUUCUCCCCCCGGAGCCGGGCUCCUGCUGCCGCCACCGACGCCGCCGCCGCCGCUGCUGCUGCUGCUCUUCCCGCUGCUGCUCUUCUCCCGGUUCUGUGGUGCCUUAGCUGGACCAAUUAUUGUGGAGCCACAUGUCACAGCAGUAUGGGGCAAAAAUGUUUCAUUGAAGUGUUUAAUUGAAGUAAAUGAAACCAUAACACAAAUUUCAUGGGAGAAGAUACAUGGCAAAAGUUCACAAACUGUUGCAGUUCAUCAUCCUCAAUAUGGAUUCUCUGUUCAAGGAGAGUAUCAGGGAAGAGUCUUGUUUAAAAACUAUUCACUUAAUGAUGCAACAAUUACGCUACAUAACAUCGGAUUCUCUGAUUCUGGAAAAUACAUAUGCAAAGCUGUUACUUUUCCACUUGGAAAUGCUCAGUCCUCUACAACAGUAACUGUAUUAGUUGAACCCACUGUGAGCCUGAUAAAAGGGCCAGAUUCUUUAAUUGAUGGAGGAAAUGAAACGGUAGCAGCCAUUUGUAUUGCAGCAACUGGAAAACCAGUUGCACAUAUUGAUUGGGAAGGUGAUCUUGGUGAAAUGGAAUCCACUACAACAACUUUUCCAAAUGAAACUGCAACAAUUGUCAGCCAGUACAAGCUGUUUCCAACCAGAUUUGCUCGUGGAAGACGAAUUACUUGUGUUGUAAAACAUCCAGCCUUGGAAAAGGAUAUCCGAUAUUCUUUCAUAUUAGAUAUACAAUAUGUUCCUGAAGUGUCAGUAACAGGGUAUGAUGGAAAUUGGUUUAUAGGAAGAAAAGGUGUUAACCUCAAGUGCAAUGCUGAUGCAAAUCCACCCCCAUUCAAAUCUGUGUGGAGCAGGUUGGAUGGACAGUGGCCUGAUGGUUUAUUGGCUUCAGAUAAUACUCUUCAUUUUGUCCAUCCAUUGACUUUCAAUCAUUCUGGUGUUUAUGUCUGUAAAGUGACCAAUUCCCUUGGUCAAAGAAGUGAUCAAAAGGUCAUCUACAUUUCGGAUCCUCCUACUACUACCACCCUUCAGCCUACAAUUCAAUGGCAUCCCUCAACUGCUGACAUCGAGGAUCUAGCAACAGAACCUAAAAAAUUGCCUUUCCCAUUGUCAACUUUGGCAACCAUUAAGGAUGACACAAUUGGCACGAUCAUUGCUAGUGUAGUGGGUGGGGCUCUCUUCAUAGUACUUGUAAGUGUUUUGGCUGGAAUAUUCUGCUAUAGGAGAAGACGGACGUUUCGUGGAGACUACUUUGCCAAGAACUACAUUCCACCAUCAGAUAUGCAAAAAGAAUCACAAAUAGAUGUUCUUCAACAAGAUGAGCUUGACUCUUACCCAGACAGUGUGAAAAAAGAAAAUAAAAAUCCAGUGAACAAUCUAAUACGUAAAGACUAUUUAGAAGAACCUGAAAAAACUCAGUGGAACAAUGUAGAAAAUCUCACUAGGUUUGAAAGACCAAUGGAUUAUUAUGAAGAUCUAAAAAUGGGAAUGAAGUUCGUCAGUGAUGAACAUUAUGACGAAAAUGAAGAUGAUUUAGUUUCACAUGUUGAUGGUUCAGUAAUUUCAAGGAGGGAGUGGUAUGUUUAG